Manduca sexta (tobacco hornworm) is the source of this 2335-nucleotide messenger RNA. It is a transcript of the gene Atg7, whose product is annotated as ubiquitin-like modifier-activating enzyme ATG7. Gene Ontology annotation, molecular function: Atg8 activating enzyme activity; Atg12 activating enzyme activity. NCBI's taxonomy places the organism in Eukaryota, Metazoa, Arthropoda, Insecta, Lepidoptera, Sphingidae. Gene Ontology annotation, cellular component: cytoplasm; phagophore assembly site. Gene Ontology annotation, biological process: protein modification by small protein conjugation; C-terminal protein lipidation; cellular response to nitrogen starvation. The transcript is spliced from 11 exons. Bases 114 to 2159 code for a protein of 681 amino acids. The record is from RefSeq and is a predicted model, not a curated record.
ACACUUGAUGUCAUGUUCGUAGAUGACAUUACUUUAAAUCUUCGUUUAAUAUAUUGUCUUAAUAUCACUAGAUGAUCGAUCUUUUGUAAAAAAAGACACUUAAAUUUCCAAAAAUGUCUGAUAUGGAACGUCAAAAAGAAAUUAUCCAAUAUGUGCCAUUCAUGUCUUUUGUGCAUCCUUCUUUUUGGCAUAAUCUCACUGAAUUAAAAUUAGAUAUCGACAAAUUGAAUGAGACUAAGAAACAAAUAUUCGGUCGUUACACGUACCGAGGUGAUAUCGGGCCGGUUUUUGAAGUGGAUGGUACUUCAUUUAACAAGAAUCCAGGAUCAGAGCACUUUUAUAUAAAUGUAACUGGUAUGAUCAUUAAUAAAAAUACUAUUGAAGAAUUCAAAAGUCUGGACAAAGCUACACUUUUGAACUCAGUUGGUGAAACAUUAUGGAGUAACAUAAAGAAAAAGACAUGGAUUAGCAAACCAAAUAUGUUGCUGAAUUUCUUUGUCCUAUCAUUUGCUGAUUUAAAAAAGUUUAACUAUUACUAUUGGUUUGCCUUUCCUGCACCAAGUAAACCAACCAUGCACCUGAGGGAAAUAUGUUCUGAUAUAAAAUCGCAUUUAGACACCAAUCAAUUGAAUGAUCUUACUGAAGGCUUUAAAUUGUUAGAUGAUGCACAAAAAGCUUUCUUCGCAGUUGUCAAAGAAAAUAACAGGGUUAAAGUGAAAACUUUAACUGAUAUUUUAAAUGACACUAAAGGAGUUAAAAAAGAAGUGAAUGUGCAAAAAAUAUACCUUGUCUUUGCGGAUCCAAGUAACUCGGCCAAACCAGGAUGGCCCCUAAGAUUAUUUUUAGCAGCUUUAUUGGAUCAUUGUCCUGACUUAGUGAAUUCAGAUAUUAAGAUCAUUGGUUUGCGUUGUAAUAUUACUGGUGGUAUUGAAAACAGUCUGGUUUUCAACAUUCAAAUGCCUCAGGAAAUCCACCCAAUGGAAGGUACUGGUUGGGUGGGGUGGGAAAUGAACGAAAAACGCCACUUUGGUCCCCGUCUCGCGAACAUGUCUGCGUCCAUGGACCCUAAAGUAUUGGCAGAAACAUCAUCUGAUUUAAACAUAAAACUUAUGAAGUGGCGACUCGUUCCAGACAUAGAUGUGGACGUUAUGAAGACUACGAAAUGUUUGUUAUUAGGCGCCGGCACACUUGGCUGCCAUGUUGCCAGGGAUUUAUUGGCCUGGGGAUUCCGGCAUAUAACAUUCAUAGACAAUGGUAAGGUUUCGUAUUCCAAUCCUACGAGACAAGUAUUAUUUAACUAUCAGGAUUGCUUGUCUGGAGGUCGCAAAAAGGCUGAGGCGGCUGCAGACAACUUAAAAUUAAUACUGCCUACUGUUAAUAGUAAAGGUAUAGCAGCACACAUACCCAUGCCAGGACACCCUGUAGGAGAGUCUUUGAAGGAUGAGACAGUAUCCAAUAUAAAAUUAAUAACAGAGGCAAUUGCGGAACAUGAUGUUGUAUUCUUAUUAUUGGAUACCAGAGAAGCGAGGUGGCUUCCCACUCUUAUUGCAGCUCAUUAUGGGAAGAUAGUAAUAAACGCAGCACUAGGAUUUGACAGUUAUCUCGUGAUGAGGCACGGCGUAUGUUCCUCGUCGCAAGAGGGAGCAGUGUCUAUCGACAACAGCUGCGUGCCGGGAGGGAGCCUUGGCUGCUAUUUCUGCAACGAUGUCACUGCGCCUGGCAAUUCAUUAAAAGAUCGUACGUUAGACCAACAAUGUACCGUCACUCGUCCGGGCGUGGCAGCCAUAGCGGGUGCUUUGGCUGUUGAAAUAUUAGUUGGACUACUGCAACACCCAUUAAGGGUUGAAGCACCAGCAAUAUACAAUUCAAAUAGCGAUACAAACGACGAGCAAAACAUGCAGGGCGUCCUGGGCCCUGUUCCUCAUAGUAUACGAGGGUUCUUGCACUCAUACCAAACUGUGGUACCAACUUGUACGAAGUUCAAACAGUGCAUAGCCUGCUCCGAUAUCGUCAUCGACUUGUAUAGGAACGAAGGUAUAGACUUCCUACUGAAGGUGUUCAACAGUGGAACUUAUUUGGAACAAGUGACCGGCCUCUCUGAGUUACAUCUGACGGCUGAAAUGACCGAUAUACUCACUUUUUCGGAUGAGGAUGAUUGAAAAUCGACUUUACUUACGUUGCUUUUAGACUGCAUUUGAAAUAAGCUUUAUGUAUAUAUGGAAUUUUUUAAGCUUUAUAUUUAAUUCUUAUAAUAAAAGCUUUAAAUGUUGUUAACUGCUGGUUUUAUCUUACCCUUAAAAUAAUUCUUAUUGAAAUAAAGUACAUGGAAAAAAAA